Messenger RNA from Punica granatum (pomegranate), 531 nucleotides. NCBI's taxonomy places the organism in Eukaryota, Viridiplantae, Streptophyta, Magnoliopsida, Myrtales, Lythraceae. The record is from RefSeq and is a predicted model, not a curated record.
AUGAUUUUCCGAGACCCCAGGCUCAACACCUUCGACAGUCAGCACCCUGAUGGAGAUCUCCGUGCUCCUGUUUACAUGUAUGAACCUGUGCCCCUCUCUGCCAUCGAUACCGGAACUCCCUCAUCAGAUUCAUGGCAAAGCGACCUAUGCGACCUCCUUGCCUAUAACAGGGUCCCGCUCGACAAGUGUCUUGAGUUUCUUGAAUGCAUCGCGAUGUUAGCCUCGUGCACGGCCGAGCUUCGCGAGAGCAGAGGUCGGUUCACGGUGGAGGCCAACCUGGACCACAUCAUCACCGACGUUGUGCCAGCCACAAUCUCGAGGCUCCUCGAUCAUGCAAGAGAAGUUAAGGACUUGGCUGAUCUUGAGGCUGUCCACACUUGCCCGAUCUGCCUGGACGACAUGACCAGCGGCUGCAAGCUCAUCGAGACGCAUUGCAAGCACGUCUUCCACAUCCCGUGCAUUGUCAGGUGGUUCAAGAUGAGCCCCACUUGCCCGAUUUGUCGGUUUGGAUUAUUGGAGGACGGCAUGUGA